CCGCAGCGGGGCAGUGGGGGAGCUCUGCAGGGUCGCAAACACGCGGGAGCUGCAGACCAGCGCAACUUUCUAACCAGCACUGUUGUUGUUUUUUUUUAACCCCCUUUACAACUUUGACGUGAUUCUGGUCGCUGCAAAGAUGACCACAGCCGUGGUGUCGCCUUUCUUUGACUACGAAGUGAUAAACAAGAACAACAAACUGCUCAACUUCAACAACAACCUGGGUGCCCCCCACCCCAUGUCUGUCCCUUGCACUGGCACCAACGUGCCCCUCUCCAGCCCCACCGGAGCCCUGCUGGACAGGAAGGCGGUGGGAUCCCCCCCUGUGGGAAGCGUGUACCAGCGGCGGCACUCCGUCAGCAGCACCAAGUUCAGCCAGAACCAGUUCCUGAACAGCCUGAAGACCGCGGAGCACUCCUCGCUCAUCUCGGGGGUCGGCAGCAACAAGGAGAACCGCCUGCGGGACCGCUCCUUCUCCGAGACGGGCGAGCGGCUGCUGAGCAAGUGCCUGGGUCCCGCCAGUCCCACCGGCAGCGGCCAGGUGAACUCCAGCCGCUACAAGACGGAGCUGUGCCGGCCCUUCGAGGAGAACGGUGCCUGCAAGUACGGCGACAAAUGCCAGUUUGCCCACGGGAUCCACGAACUGCGCAGCCUGAGCCGCCACCCCAAGUACAAGACGGAGCUGUGCCGCACCUUCCACACCAUCGGCUUCUGCCCGUACGGGCCCCGCUGCCAUUUCAUCCACAACGCAGAGGAGCGCCGCGGGCCCCCCCAGCAGUCGUCCCCCCUGAACUCUUCCAACAAGAUGGAGAGGCCUCGUCUGCAGCACAGCUACAGCUUUGCGGGCUUCUCCAGCUCUGCUGGGCUGAGAGACAGCCCCACCUCGGUCACCCCUCCGCCCAUGUUCUUCCCCGACGAAGUCCCCGACUGGCCCAGCAGCAACCCCUUCACCUACUCCAGCCAGGAGCUGGCCAACCUGUUCGGGCCCAGCCUGAGUGCCGGUCCUGUAGGCUCAGAGCCCAACAACCCCACGCCUCCCUCUCCAACGAGCACGCCCUACUAUUUCCGGCCCAUGCUGGAGUCCCCUCAGAUGUUCGAGUCUCCAUCCAGCCCCCCUGACUCGCUGUCGGACCAGGAGGGCUACCAGAGCAGCUCCGGGGGCAGCCUGAGUGGCUCUGAGUCGCCCACGCUAGACACCACUCGCCGCCUGCCCAUCUUCAGCCGCCUCUCGAUCUCUGACGACUAGAUUGCACGCAUUCACCAGUGACUUUAAUUUGAUGACACAAAGAGACCACGGCACUCCCCUCUACCUCUUUCCUACGCUUCCCCGUCUCCCCUUUAUACAAGACGUGUUAGUUCCUUGUUAGCGUUGUGAGGAUGUGGGCAGUUAUGGGAACUCCAAAUUUCCAUUUUAUCCCCGUUAGUCCGCACAACAAGUUGAAAAAAAGUACUCUGCCAUGUGUCAUAGUGCCAAAAAGGAGAUGGAAUUGGACAAUGAAAAUCACAACAAGAAUUGACUGUUUUGCCAUGUGCCACUUGUUUUUUUUCUUCUUCCUUAUUCGUUCUUGAAUGUGUAGCAGCACAAGUGGCCUUGGAAAGGGGAGUGCAUUGCACUAGCCCUACCCCCCCCCUCCUUCCUGAUGAUACCACUUCCCCUGAGAUAGCUAGAGGGUGCUCACUAAUGUAACUGUAGAUCUGCUGCAGCCGUUUUUACAGACUGAAUUUUGACAAAAGAAAAAAACAGACCCUGCAAAGAUAUGAAUAGUUUUUAAAAAGAAAAAGUGCCUGGGGCGGUUUCUGCAUGUGUUUAGGGUGAAUGGACUACUGUUUUUGAUUUUUGGUUGUCUCCCCCUCCCCACCACCUCCUCCCCAUAUCACAGUUCUUCUCAAGCCUCGUCUUAUGUAAUUGGACUGGGUGAGUCUGCAGGAAGGACUUUGAACUGGAAGUCGGUUGUGUUCCCCCUCUGAGUUUUCGCUCCUGUUGCUGGUCACUGGCUUUUCCCCCUUUUUUCUCUUUUUUUUGGGGGGGGGAGGAAGGCUUGAUUUCAAACUGAUCAUUAAACCUGCAAGACUUUGUCCCACCUCAGCGCUGCCUCUACUCUCCCUCCCUUCAUCCUCACCGAUCUGGGAAAUUCCAGCAUUCCCAUGGUGCAGUUGUACAUCCUGCGACUUGACAAAAUCGGAUCUCCAAGCUAUUUUACUUUACUUUUCCUCCCACUUCAAAAAGCUGCUCUGAGGAGCACUCUAUACUCAUUACAUCCCUUUUGCUUUCUUUAUUUGAUAAUUAUUUUUUAUUAAUGUUAUUAUUACGGUUAUUAUUUGAAAAAAAACUUUCCAGACAGAAGGUUUUCUUGUCACUGCUUAUUUAACUUAUCAGAACAUAUUUAUUGGUGAUCAUAUGCAUUUUUUUUGUUAAUUUUGUUUUGUAUUUAUCUGGAUAAUGAACAAUAGAAUAUAUUUUCUUUUAUGUUAAAUUAUGAUCUUCCAUAUUAAUCUAAAGAUUGUGAAGACGUUUUGUCAGUUUCCUUUUUUCACAGUUUAAUAUAUUGUUCUUCAAUGACUUUUGUUCUGCUACUACACUUUGUCAAAAUGACUUAAUUUAAAGCAAAAAAAUGCAAAAAAAUACGUUUUGCGUUUUGAUUAUUUAUUACUUUUUUUUCAUUUUACUCCCUCUUAUUGGGGUGCAAUUCCAUCUAAACUAGGUUUGCUUGUAUUCAAUGCUGUCUCCCCUCCACACUUUUACAGUAAUCUGACGGUAACGGCAGCCAUCUGUGUGUCUCAAGGUAUUCUCACAGUACUCGGGUUGAUGGUAGAAGUAAAGGGGUGUUCGACUUCUCGCAUCUCUGGUUCAGGUUAAGCUGGUCAUGUCGAAGUCUUGAGUCAUGUAACGAUCUUACACCUAGAUUGUUUUAUUACAAGCAAUAGCUGUGACCAAAUGGGUUGAGGAAAGUUUGGUUUUCUUUUAAUUUGAUUGGAUGCUUGAUGCACUUGCUUGGCCCCUUCUUGACCAUUGGAAGUGCCUUGUUGAAUACAUUCCAGGUAGAUAAGGCAUCUCCGCCUUUUUAUAUUUGCUAUUGAUGGAGGACAAUGACAUUUAAGUCAAUUGCUCGGUGUUGCCUUCAUGUGUUUUGAAAAGAGGUGAACAGAUUUUGACACAAAGAAAGUAAAAGUGUUGAAUGUACUUUUUUUUUUUCCAGUCAUGUUUUUUUUCACUACAGUAAUUUCUGUGAGUUUAUAUGAAAAGCCUGUUUUUCCUCUUUUUGUAAGUAUUGAUUGCAGUUAAGUCAAUAAACCCGAUAUUUUCUGAAGAGUUAAAA
Messenger RNA from Betta splendens (Siamese fighting fish), 3317 nucleotides. RefSeq names its product zinc finger protein 36, C3H type-like 1a (gene zfp36l1a). Lineage: Eukaryota; Metazoa; Chordata; Actinopteri; Anabantiformes; Osphronemidae. Gene Ontology annotation, molecular function: metal ion binding; mRNA binding. The record is from RefSeq and is a predicted model, not a curated record. Bases 140 to 1246 code for a protein of 368 amino acids. The transcript is spliced from 2 exons.